Messenger RNA from Moneuplotes crassus, 1549 nucleotides. Lineage: Eukaryota; Ciliophora; Spirotrichea; Euplotida; Euplotidae. The record is from the annotation of a GenBank genome assembly.
GCUGAAUAUAUCAAUGAAAGAUUUUAACAACAAAGAUGGCUGGCUAGUCCAGCUUACUAAAAACUGUGUUUACUUCCUUGGAGAGACAAAUAUGCAGGUGAUUAGUGAGCUAUGCCCACUCCACACCUUAUUUGCACUGUUUUUGUGGUAUUACUAUGGAGUUGCUUACGGAUUUUUGAUUGGAAUCGUGAUAUACCUAGUGGCUAGUACUAUUCUAGACUAUAUGGGAUACCAAUUCAUUUCAGGCAUAGAUGCUAUCUCUGCUCACGAGAUACAUCAAAACAAUAUUAGAAACUGAGCAUGCUAUAUGAAAUGAGGCUCUUUAAAAGCAGAAGAACUUAGGGAGAAAUACUUCAGAAACAAAGCAAUCUUAAAGUUCAGAAGGCUAAGACAAAUCUGGGUUAAAUUCCUUGGCUUCUGGCUCUUCAAGGACAUCUCUCCAGAGACUGCAAAGCAUCAAGUAAAGAAGAUAACGAAAAAGAUUCACAGUGAGAAAGAAAUAGGCGAUUACAUGGCAAGCUUAAUUUCAACUCCUCUUGAUGAGUCGAGACCUUUAUGGGAGAUCCAUGUCAAGGAAAACUUUGACGAUGAUACUUCUAUUGUCUUCAUUGUUUUCCAUCACAUUAUUGGAGAUGGGAUGGGCAUGAUGAAUAUGAUGACAUUCUUAAAUGACAACCAUAACCCAGAUAUUUUGCAAAAGCACAGAUCGAUCCCAUUUUUGUAUCGAUAUGUCCUUCCUCUCUUCUAUGUUCCUCUUGGAUUACUCAGGUUCAUAAUUGAUAGUCGGGUGGUUAGAGGUGAUCAGAGCUUGACUCCCUUGCAUCUCAAGGAUGGAAUCCAGUCAUCAGAAAAGAGCUAUCAUUGAACUAAAUAUUUUGAAUUAGAAGACUUGAGAAAACGAUAUACUCAGUACAAAGACACUAAGCUGAACAGCUACAUGUUUGCUAUAAUCUCAAGCUCUCUAUCAGACUGUUUAGAAGAGUAUGGAAUCUCGAAGGAAAAGCAAACUCACUUCAGUUUAUCUGUUCCUGUAAAUAUGAAACCCCCUGCAACCUGCCUCGAUGAGGUAGAGUUUGGCAACACUUGCUCUCUAGCAUUAGUGAAUGUCCCACUUGGGAAAGAUAUGGGAAAUACUCUGGCAGAUCUCAAGUCAAAAUUUUCAAAAGCUAUGACUCUCUACAAUCUUAGAUUUGGUGUAUGGGCUGUUUCAUUUAUGGGAGCUUGCCCUGAGUUUUUAUACAGGAUAAUUUCUUAUGGACCUCAAAAAGAAUUAGAUAUGAUCAUAUCCAACACUCCUGGUCCUAAAAAUCCGAUAUAUUUUUGUGAUAAGAAAGUUACAGAUAUUGGAGGCUCUGGGCCAAACGUUGGAUCAACUGGACUGACACUACUCAUUUCUUCGUACUGAGAUAAGGUUAAGGUGCAAGCUCUCUCAGAUAAAAAUCUUAUGAUGGACGCUUCUAAACUGAUAAAAACUAUCGAAAGCAAAAUGUAAGCAAUAUAUUUAUUUGCCCAUUUUAAUUUUAUGAAAGUUCCAUCCAUAAUGGUUAUG